Messenger RNA from Drosophila elegans, 706 nucleotides. RefSeq lists its product as uncharacterized. Gene Ontology annotation, cellular component: mitochondrial small ribosomal subunit; mitochondrion. Lineage: Eukaryota; Metazoa; Arthropoda; Insecta; Diptera; Drosophilidae. The coding region runs from base 86 to 652 and encodes 188 amino acids. Gene Ontology annotation, biological process: mitochondrial translation. Gene Ontology annotation, molecular function: structural constituent of ribosome. The transcript has a single exon. The record is from RefSeq and is a predicted model, not a curated record.
UUCGACCAUUCCAGUGAAUGGCAAACUGACGGUUUUUUAACUUUUACCAAAAUUUCAAUUAAAACUAGUUAAAUAUCACGAUAAAAUGGCCCAAAAGGUGAUCAAGUACUUUGGCCGGACCACGGACUUCCGCGGCAACACGUUGUGGGAGCUGGUCUCGGAUCUGCCCAACUGGGGAGUGGGUCGCCUCCUCAUACGUAACAUGUUCCAGCGAUAUCCGGAGCCCUGCUACAUGCGGAUUCUGAAGGUGCAGUCCGUGGAUGAACAGCCCGGCGAAAUCCGCAAAGUUCGAGUCACCGUGGAGAAGACCUGGCGCGGAGUAACCCAGCCCAAGCCCGUGGAGAUCUACAGCACCAGCUACAAGGCGGACUACGAACUGGUGCCCCAAAGUGAGGAGGCCAAGUACCUGAACAACAACAACAAGGUGCAGCCAGUGGUGCUGCCCACCAAGAUUGACCUGCCACCUCUGCUCCGCGAGCUGGUCUCAGAGGAGACGGGCAAUCCCAAUCCACAGAUGAAGGUGCACUACAAACUAACACACAAUAAACUGGCCAGAUUAGCCAAGGAUGGUGAGAAACCAACCAUAAACUUCGAACUGGGUGUGGGACAGCCCAAACCCGUGAGCGCCAAGCUUUACGAAGGAUUAUUAUAAGUCUGGGACAUUGUUAAAAUAUUAAAUACACAUAUAUUAUACACUUAAACUAAA